Molecule: messenger RNA, 2074 nt
Organism: Coccinella septempunctata (seven-spotted ladybird)
Lineage: Eukaryota; Metazoa; Arthropoda; Insecta; Coleoptera; Coccinellidae
Product: centrosomal protein of 112 kDa-like
Exons: 9
Coding region: 97-1998 (633 amino acids)
Source: RefSeq, a predicted model, not a curated record
AUUCUGACAGUUGCUGAAUUUUUUUUCAAGUUUUGUUCUCUCACACAUCAAUCUCGAUGUUGGUCGGUUGAUAUUCCCCCAACCAGAAGGAAAACGAUGGACUUCGAAGAAGGCAGGGAGGCCGACCCUACAAACGACAAGUUGGACGUCGAAUACCGCCAAAUCUUGAGAAUAAUAAAGCCUUACAUUCAGACCAUCAACAACAACACCUACUUGGCGCAGUACAGGAUCUGGCUGGAGAAACUAAGCGAAGCUAAGGAAAACGAGAAGUUUGUCAGGAAUCAGUAUCUGAUGGAGUUGGCGAGGCAGAUCCAGUGCAAGCAUUUGGCGACGCCCUUCACCCAAACGCCACCAAGGGGGCCUCUACCCCCUCUCAGGGGUAACCAGUGGAACUUUGAGGAUGUCCCUUACGAGCAACAGUUGGACGUGUCUGAUCCAUACCUGAACAAGCACAUGAUGUGCCAGCAAUGGGCAGAAGACAACGAGAACAACCAAUCGACGAACAAAUCGCAGUGGCCUUUCCACACGUCCAUCCCCAGACCUAGGAAACUUUCGUCCAACCAACAGCUGCUGUCUCCAGAGCACCAGCAUCUCAAGGAAGCCCAGAGGUGCGUCCAAAGAACCGCCACCAGCGUUAAGAAGAUCAGUUUGCUCAAGGAGAUCGACGAUCAGUGCCAGGAAAAGUACAUGGAAGAUUUGGCCAGAUCCACGGCGCCUAGAUCGCCCACGAGGCAGAUCAGAGCCUCCACCCCGACGACAGAGUCGGACGCCAAGAAACGACAGGCGUUCCCCUCUCAGAACCCCUCGCUGGGGGUGAUACAGGAGGACAAUUCGGACACUCGCGAAGACGAGUCUUGGUGCGAGCUAUCCGACAACAGCAGCACCUCGUUGGCCGUGCUCGGUUCGGGCGAUACCGAGGGUAAGGAUAAGAAGAAAGCAGACAAGACCGGAGACAGAUUCGAGAAGAAGAUCAACACGCUGAUGAUCGAGAUCAACGGGCUGAAGAGGAAGAGCGAGAAGGUCAACGAGAGGUGCGAGCAAACCGUGAAAAACGUGCAAGAACACCUCCCGUCCAGAAAUCUCAACUCUUCAGAAGAGCUGAGGGUGAGGAAAUUUCCGGAGAAGGUAUUCCCGCAAGAUGAGCCAGACGUUGCCGAGGAGAAGGACGCCAGCUAUAUGACCACGGAUUGGAAGAAGAUCAUAGAGAGCCUGCAGGUUAGACUCAGCGAGACUCAACAGCAGAACAAGGAACUGAACUCUCUCACCAGCACGUUGCACAAGAAGAUCAAGGAGAUGGACGCCGCCAAAGAACAGGUGAAACAAGAAAUAAAAAAGCAAGUUUCUGAGCAGCACAAGAAAGAACUGGACACAUUGAAGAAUAGCCACGCACAAAAGUUGAAAGAAAUGGAGGAAGCACAAGAGAAAAAAACCAAAAAAAUGGAGGACAAUUUCGCGAAGGAAAAAGAGAAUUUGAAGAAGGAAUCUGACGAUAAAAUUAAGGAAUUGGAGGAAAAAAACAGCGUCGCACUCAGAGGAAAGGACAAGGAGAUAUCUCGUUUGGAAGAUAUCAUCCAGAGGGAAUGUACUAGGUUGGUUACAGAAAUCACGGUACUUCGAAGUCAGAUAGAGGAAGCUUCUAGCACCAACACCAGCAACGACGAAAGAAUACUUUUUCUCCAAAAGUGUAUCACGAAAAUGGAUAGGCUGUUUCAGAAAUCGGAAAGGGAAUAUUGCAGACAAAUUGAAAAACUGAAACAGGAACUCGACAAUAGAGAAAAGGCGAUACAGAUUCAGUUGCAAACUCAAAAGGCCGAAGUCAUCUCCAGGUGCAGUGCAGAGAAACAGUCUGAGUUGGAUUUGUUAGUUCAGAAUCUGGAGUCCAAGUAUACGCAGUUGCUGGAGUUACAACAGGGUCAGAUUGCAAGGAUGAGGGAGGAGGAUGACAAGAUGAUCAACGAUUUGAAAUCUAUCCUAGACCAACACAAUAUACCGUAUUGAAAUAUUUAACACUUGUUUCUUAGUGGUCUUGGUACCACUCACGAUAUUAUACAGUGACGAAUAUACUUAUAUACCA